UGGAGCAUGCAGACAAUAUUUGAAUAGGGGAAGGGUUAAAGGUUGAAAGUGAUAAGAGACAGACAGAAAGGUUUAUGCAGCAGAGAAAGUGGGACUAGUCUGUGCUCAUCAUGGAUUUAUCAGCCAGAGUUCUGAUCCUGUGUUCUCUCUUAUAUUCAGUGGCUGGUCAGGCUCCAGUUGUCUCAGUGGUGCCUGGAGUUGCUACUAUUCGCCAAGGACAGUCUGCCAGUUUUAAGUGCCAAGUGGGGAGCGGCGCUCAGCCAGUUCAGCUGGAGUGGAAGAGAGCCAACAACCAAGCCUUACCAGACAACGCAAAUAUCGGACCUGAUGGGUCUUUGCUGACGAUUGCAAACGCUCGACCUGGAAAUCAGGGCCAAUACCGCUGUGUGGGAAUCAAUUCCGCCGGCCGCAGCUCUGCCCAAGCUGUACUCAACGUCAAGUAUGCUCCUAAAGUUCGGUUGACACCACCAGGACCUCUGCGGGUGAGGAUUGGUGAUGCCGUGUCAGUGGAUUGUCAGGCCUCAGGCAGACCACGCCCAACAUUGUCCUGGAAACGCCAAGGCUCCACCCUGCAGCUGGUUACCAAGGAGACAAAUGAUGUCAACACCAUACAGUGGCCUGCAGUGCGUCCAGAAGAUUCAGGAGUUUAUGUUUGCCAGGCUGAGAAUAAUGAGGGGGUGGCGGAGGUCAAAGUUGAUAUCGUUGUGGAAGGGGGUCUCGGGGCACCAGUGGCUACAGUGAGCGCAACAGAAAUGACCGUGGUGGAGGGACAGACGGUCACAAUGGAGUGUCAGGCCAGCGGCUCUCCUACUCCCGUCAUCACCUGGUCCAAGCUUCGAGCACCGUUGCCAUGGAAACACACUGUGGCUGGUGGGGUUUUGACAUUGACCAGCGUCGGGCGCCAAGACUCGGGGCAAUACAUCUGCAAUGCAACUAACAUUCACGGCUACAGUGAGGCGUACACGCAGAUGGAGGUGGACACUCCUCCGUACGCCACCUGCCUGCCCGACCAGGUGAGGCUUCAGCCCGGAGAUGCCCUUCGCCUGCAGUGCCUCGCCCACGGCUCUCACCCCAUCCAGUUCACAUGGACUCGGCAGGGCAGUGCUGGUAUGCCUCCAAGAGCAGAGACCAAGGAUGGAAGGCUGUUCAUAGCUCGUAUUAGACAGAGCGAUGGCGGAACAUACAAAUGUGUGGCCUCCAACCACAUUGGUUCGAGUGAGGCAGUGGCCAAAGUCACAAUCAGAGCUUAAAUCAAUUGGAUCACACCAUGUCUCACUGACUUCUAUGCUUUUCUUCUAACUUCUGCAAACCUGGAUUGUCCUGGAUUCCAUCAAAUUAGUUUUAAACUUAAUACGAAGAAAACAGAGAAAAUGAUAUUUAAAAGAUUCAUAUGUUUUGAUAUAUGAAAAUGAGAAACGUUGCCAUUAAUGUGCAUUCUAGGUUAAUUUUGUACUUUUAUAGAAAAUUAGUCUUGCUAUUGUUGUUGCUAUCUCUUUUUGCCGGUUGGAAAGCUUUUACUGGAAUUUAUCACAGCAGUAUGUGUGGGAGUUUUUCUUUGGCUGGAAUGUCUCUGCAUCCUGCCGUCCUCCCUUCUACACUGUUACACUGUUAAGGUUAAAAGGAGGGUAGAAAAAAUAAACAAAAACCCGAUCUCUUAUGCCAUUAAAUGUCAAAGUAAUAAAGACUAAAUAGAAAAAUA
This is a messenger RNA of Acanthochromis polyacanthus (spiny chromis), 1699 nucleotides long. RefSeq names its product basement membrane-specific heparan sulfate proteoglycan core protein-like. Gene Ontology annotation, cellular component: plasma membrane. Lineage: Eukaryota; Metazoa; Chordata; Actinopteri; Pomacentridae. Gene Ontology annotation, biological process: cell adhesion; axon guidance. Gene Ontology annotation, molecular function: protein binding. The transcript is spliced from 8 exons. Bases 111 to 1250 code for a protein of 379 amino acids. The record is from RefSeq and is a predicted model, not a curated record.